Molecule: messenger RNA, 786 nt
Organism: Aspergillus heteromorphus CBS 117.55
Lineage: Eukaryota; Fungi; Ascomycota; Eurotiomycetes; Eurotiales; Aspergillaceae
Exons: 1
Coding region: 80-550 (156 amino acids)
Source: RefSeq, a predicted model, not a curated record
UAUUUUUAUUUUUAAUUUCUGCCCCUCCCUCAUCAUUUCCCCCUCUCUCGGUGGGUACAUUCCCACAUGGUGCUCUCAAAUGACUAGACAGAAUAUGGAGAGUAAUCAAAAUCCGCAGGAGGAUGCCUGGCAGGCCGCGGGCCGGACGUGCCGAAAGAACCUGGAGGAAGCGGGUUGCCAAAUCAGGACCGACUGCUACCACCCAACCCGGACUACCAAAACUACUCGCCACGCUGACCGAGCCUGGCCAGUCAUUUUGCAUGCCGGUCUGGGACGGUGCUGCCGGAUGGAUCCAUCGUCCCCAACAUCAUUCCUUUAUCACUCAUCGCCUGACCUUUGGCGCGAGCAGUGGACGAAUCCCCAGAGAAAUAGUGGCCGGGGAGGGCACUACGGCUUCCCCACUCCGGGGGGGUCGAGACACUCUUUUCCCACUCCCGGACUCGUUCUGGGCCGAUGGCGGCACAGCCAGGAAUGCCCGCUUCGGGAAGUCUGCCACGGCACGCGAGGGUUACUGCGCUGCGCAUUUGCGCAGAUGUCGAGGCGACCUUAAUCAGACUUCAUCUCAGAGUCAAUAGGAGACCUCCGAGGGCAAACUCCAGCGGUCUAGGCUGUCAAUAAUGCUCGCGCGAAGGUGGUGGACGACGCAAGGAGGUCGAGAUUCCAGGUGGCCCUGGCGGUGCACGGCUGCAUGGUUUCCCGAUGGGAUGGACCGGACCACGAAAGUAGUAUCUGGGAGUUUGAUAUCGAUGAUAGAGGCUUAGCGGCGCUGAUAAUUCCUACUUCCUG